Molecule: messenger RNA, 2160 nt
Organism: Lasiodiplodia theobromae
Lineage: Eukaryota; Fungi; Ascomycota; Dothideomycetes; Botryosphaeriales; Botryosphaeriaceae
Product: Ulp1 protease family protein
Exons: 2
Coding region: 1-2160 (719 amino acids)
Biological process (GO): proteolysis
Molecular function (GO): cysteine-type peptidase activity
Source: RefSeq, a predicted model, not a curated record
AUGUCGCCAUCUCCAACGACCCCGCGUCAGCCACCAAGGCUGCCCUCCGCCGACGUACACGCAUCGUCGCCGCGUCGUUCCUCGCCACCUAGAGAUAGCGCCUCCGCCGUCGUGCGCACUGCAGUGCCGUCGCCAGUCUCCAGAUUUGAAGAUACAGUCAGGAGGGGUUGCAAGACAUCGCUCCAGGCUUACAACAAAAUUUCCAACGAGUACAGCAAAGCCCACAACGAUGCUAACAUCGACGAUAUCCUGUCGCAGGACGUGCUUACUUUGUUGCGGGCGCUGCAAGCAGAGGUGGCGCAACCGCAGUCGGAAGCCGCCAAGCUCAAGGCCCGUCUUGCGCGGCGGUGGAAGACCAGCGUGGCCGACAUCGACGCAACUUUCAGCGCCACCACAUCCCAGCAUUUUCUGAAGCAUGUCUGUGCCAUUGCGCAGCUCAUCGAUUUGCGCACCGCCCUCCCGCUGCUGCAACAGGAGCGCGACCAGCGCCAAUCCGGUUCUGCGAGCCAUCGCGGCCUGAAACGUACACGCGACUGGACACCACAGGACGCCGAUCGCGUGUUGAAACGACUCCGAGAAGAGAAAGACACGGCUGUGGAUGAUGGCGAUGAAAACAGUGAGAGAGAGAUCGAGGGUGUGCGCCGCGCACAGGACCCGCUACCUGACGAUUUGGACGAGCUUAGCGACGAUGAUUUCUUCGCUCCUGAGUCACUGUCACCCUCGCCGUCACCGUCGCCCUCAGCGUCACCAUACAUCUUCGCCCCCCCGGAGUCCAAGCUUCUGCAAAACCACGCCCGAAAGAGGCGCCAUCUUUCUCCAAUCACCGAGGAGCCAACGCCGCUUCUCACGAGGUCCCUUCACUCUUCACAGUUCCUCCAGUCUCCACUGACCUUCGAGAAUCACCAUUCCACGGCCGAGCCUCCGCUCGCGACGCCCGGAUUGACGCAAAGCUCGCAAGACUCAGACAUACCAGACAACAAAAGCCCGCAGUUUCCGGUGGCCUCUGCUCCGCCUGACCGUCCUAUGGCAUCCGCGGUUGAAGAAGACGGUUCAGUACACGCUGUAGAUGUCGACGGACCUGCUGUGCUCUCCGACGACGAAGUACCCACUCUAGACAUCGACAGACCCGCCAUACUCUCCGACGACGAUAGGGCGCAUGCCCUUGCCAGCCUCCGCCCCAAGACCAAGCUGAACAGCGUCGCUGUCAACCAUGCGCUUGAAUUCGUCGUAGCUUCGCAACAGGAAUGGGCGUGGAUUGAUUCCAUGCACCCAGCUGGUCUGAGCGAUGAGCUCGCCCGCGAACAGAAUGCAAGCUCGUUCGUUCACGCUGUCCACCUUGCCCCCAGCCAUUGGGCGCUCGCCGUUGUCAAUUCGCUUACCAAGGACCUCUUCAUCCUGAACUCGUACCGUUCUCUGUCUCAAGCAGUCAUCCAGCAAGUCGAAGCAACCGUGGCCGAUAAACUCGACGUUUCGGAGCGUCUCUGCCCACAGCAACCCAACGACUACGACUGUGGUGUUUAUACGGUCGCAUUUGCCUUCUAUGCAGUCGCCGCUCGGCCUCUCCCUGGCACAAUAGCUUCAAGAUUCUGGAGGCGAUGCUUGGAGGUUCUCGUGUCCGGCAACGCUCCAGCUGAGGAUGACGGCGACUACGGCACCGUCUCCAUCCCAGCACUCACCAUUGGCGACAGUGGAUCCUUCUGUAAUGUCAUCCCUUUCUCCCCUAGUGCAGCCUUUGCUUACUCGCGCAGAUCCGAGAGUCUUUACAAACCCGAACUCGACAUUGCUAUAUGCAACACGAACACGCUGUUAACGAAUGCCAAGGACCUGGACGUCAUCCUCACCUACCUUGACCGCAAGUGCAUCAGCAUUGAUGAAAUCGUCCGUGAGAUAGACGGAAUCUCGGCGUCUCUCGAUGCAAUCACGACCUUGAACAGCAGCAGCAACUUCUCGGAUCGCCACAAUCGCCUCAAUGGGGAACUGAUCAUUGAAAAAAAUCAUCUCAUAACAACGAGGCGGCGCUGGAACCGAAAGCUCACCCGAGCGAGGGAUUUUAAGAACAAGAUCGGCCCACUUCGUUCCUGGGUGGCGCAUGUCAAAGAAAGAGAACGACGGAAACUGAUGGAACUCAAGGCAUCCCGUACUCAAGCGGCAGCGGCCUAA